GUCCUUAAGCAGUGCAUGGUGUAACAUGUGUUGGAUAAUUUCUUCUAGAAGAAGCUUCGCAGUUCCUUUUGCCGUUGUAGUUUGCCGGACCUGAGCUUUACUGUUCGCACUACCCUGGAUACGCCGUCUGGAAGCCAAAAUACAUCCGGAGAUACAUCUUUAAGCUGUUCACGUUUCAGGGAGUCCGUUUCGACACCAGACGCCGUCGUUAUAUUAGAUUUAGUUGGCCUGUUAGCCAAUCUGUCAAAAAUGUUGAGUGUAGCAAGAUGCGUUCCAAGGACUCUCCCGACAAGCAAUUGUACAAGAAAUGUGUCCUCUUUCGUUAAAAAGACAUGUUGGACGGGCGGCUUCCAACCAGAUGCUCUCAGAGCUCUGUCCAGGAGGGACUAUGCGUCAGAGACCAUCAAGGGCGCAGUCAUUGGAAUUGAUCUUGGAACCACUAACUCGUGUGUUGCCGUCAUGGAGGGCAAACAGGCCAAGGUGUUGGAGAAUGCAGAGGGAGCCAGAACGACUCCUUCUGUCGUCGCUUUCACAGCAGACGGGGAGCGUCUGGUGGGCAUGCCCGCUAAACGCCAGUCUGUCACCAACCCUCAGAACACGCUGUAUGCCACCAAGAGACUGAUUGGACGUCGCUAUGACGAUGCCGAGGUCCAGAAAGACUUAAAGAACGUCCCCUUCAAGAUUGCUCGUGCAUCUAACGGUGAUGCUUGGCUGGAGGUUAAUGGGAAAAUGUACUCUCCCAGCCAGACUGGAGCCUUCGUCCUGAUGAAGAUGAAGGAGACUGCAGAGAACUAUCUGGGAACCAAAGUGAAGAAUGCUGUGGUCACUGUACCAGCUUACUUUAACGACUCUCAGAGACAGGUACGCACACACUUCAUGCCACUCUCGCACUACACUUUGAUGGGCACAUACAGUGGGUACGGAAAGUAUUCAGACCCCUUUAAAUUUUUCACUCUGUUUCAUUGCAGCCAUUUGCUAAA
Anarrhichthys ocellatus (wolf-eel) is the source of this 980-nucleotide messenger RNA. Its product is annotated as stress-70 protein, mitochondrial-like. The record is from RefSeq and is a predicted model, not a curated record. Lineage: Eukaryota; Metazoa; Chordata; Actinopteri; Perciformes; Anarhichadidae. The annotation marks the transcript as partial. The transcript is spliced from 6 exons. Gene Ontology annotation, molecular function: ATP-dependent protein folding chaperone; ATP binding.